AAUGGAUCAUCCAGUUAAAGUUAAUCCAAGAACUACUGUUGAAUUAGAUUCAUUCACUUUAGUAGGCAUUCAAAGAACAAUUAUACAAAAAGAUGAAAUCGACCCUUAAACUGGAUAAAUUGGAAAGGCAUAUGAAGAAUAUUAUGGAAAAUAGCUCCAUGAUAAGAUACCAAAUCGUUUACAUCCUAUGAGAACACAUUGUUUAUAUUUUGGAUACUCUAACGCUUAGAAUUGGUAAGAGAUGAAGUACAAUAUGGUUUUGGGAGAAAUAGUAAGUGAUGCCACAAAUGUACCUGAAGGAAUGGUAAGUGUACAAGUACCAGCUCAUCGUUUCUGUAGAUUCGAUUGUGGUCCUGGUUCUAUUCCAGGAGUAGUAAUAGAUGCUUGGUAAUCAUUGUGCUAAUUGACUCCAGAAGACUUUGGAGGAGUACGUACUCAUGAUUAUGAAUUGGAAGUAUAUCCAGAAGAUUAGUUUGAUAAAAAUAAUUUGAAAUUUUUAUUAUACAUUGGAAUAUAAUGAU
Molecule: messenger RNA, 521 nt
Organism: Paramecium pentaurelia
Lineage: Eukaryota; Ciliophora; Oligohymenophorea; Peniculida; Parameciidae
Source: the annotation of a GenBank genome assembly